GUGGUGGGAGCAGCAAUGUCAGGAGGUGCCGAGGUGUGUGGGGGGGGUGGGGAGAGGAGUAUCUGGACGCCACCGCCAACCGGCGCCUGCGUAUUGCGCACGGCACAGCCACAACAACGUCGCCGACCGCCGACAUAUAAGGCCUGCAACGAGGGUUCACGGCAUCACAAGCUCAUUGGCUUCCGUUCCCAUCAAUUGGUUUGUGUUCGUUCUCCUGAGUCGUCGAGACUAGUUCAUCUAAUCGCCAACAUGCCUGAUCCAUGCUGUGAAGGAAAGGAAACUGACUGCUCCAAGGGAGACUGCAAAGGCUGCGAUGCAGGCUGCAAGGGCAAUUGCUGCCGUGGCGCCCCGUGCGAGAAAUGCACCCCAGAGUGCGCCUGCAAGUCGGCUGAUGACUGCGCUAAGAACUGCGCCAAAGCCUGCAAGUGCUGCCCAUAAUGAAAUUCAAGUGUUGCGAACGUGCAUUCUACUAACCUAACUUAACACGUGUGAGUUUGGAUGUCAUGAAGUCUUCGUUGCUGUGAAAACAUCUUGUAUGACAGUGAACACUUGAAUUCUGAAAGUAAAUUAUUUCUUUAAACUGG
Macrobrachium nipponense is the source of this 584-nucleotide messenger RNA. RefSeq lists its product as uncharacterized. The record is from RefSeq and is a predicted model, not a curated record. The transcript has 3 exons. Bases 16 to 438 code for a protein of 140 amino acids. Gene Ontology annotation, molecular function: metal ion binding. NCBI's taxonomy places the organism in Eukaryota, Metazoa, Arthropoda, Malacostraca, Decapoda, Palaemonidae.